Molecule: messenger RNA, 1040 nt
Organism: Ceratotherium simum simum (southern white rhinoceros)
Lineage: Eukaryota; Metazoa; Chordata; Mammalia; Perissodactyla; Rhinocerotidae
Gene: RAC3
Product: Rac family small GTPase 3
Biological process (GO): small GTPase-mediated signal transduction
Molecular function (GO): GTP binding; GTPase activity
Source: RefSeq, a predicted model, not a curated record
GUCUCCGUCCUCUCGGCUCGGCGCUCGGCUCCGGUCCGCGGCCGCUGCGGCGCCGGGCAUUUCUCCGCAGCUGGGCUGGCGGCCGCGCCCGCCGCCCGGCCCGCGCCCAUGCAGGCCAUUAAGUGCGUAGUGGUCGGCGACGGCGCCGUGGGGAAGACCUGCUUGCUGAUCAGCUACACGACCAAUGCCUUCCCGGGAGAGUACAUCCCCACCGUUUUUGACAACUAUUCUGCGAAUGUGAUGGUGGAUGGGAAGCCGGUCAACCUGGGACUGUGGGACACUGCUGGGCAGGAGGACUACGACCGGCUGCGGCCGCUCUCCUAUCCCCAGACUGACGUUUUUCUGAUCUGCUUCUCCCUGGUGAGCCCGGCCUCCUUUGAAAAUGUUCGAGCCAAGUGGUACCCGGAGGUGCGGCACCACUGCCCCCAUACGCCCAUCCUCUUGGUGGGCACCAAGCUGGACCUCCGUGACGACAAGGACACCAUCGAGCGGCUGAGGGACAAGAAGCUGGCACCCAUCACCUACCCCCAGGGCCUGGCCAUGGCCCGGGAGAUCGGCUCUGUCAAGUACCUGGAGUGCUCAGCCCUGACUCAGCGGGGCUUGAAGACAGUGUUUGAUGAGGCCAUUCGGGCUGUGCUCUGCCCGCCCCCCGUGAAGAAGCCAGGGAAGAAGUGCACGGUCUUCUAGAGCCUGGCUUCCAGAGGAGCAGCCCCACCCCUGCCCGUGUCUGCUGUCGUGUUGAGAUGUUUGGUGUUCCUGAGUCUGCUGUGGGGGAGUUGUGUGGGGGGGGUGGGAAGAAGCAUGGGGACGGGGCUGCCACUCCCGGAGGUGGGGCUGACGCUAUGGUGUCUGUGGGCUCUGCCUCCUUUUUCUGGGGGUGCGGCUCCAGCCUUCCCUGGCCCCCACAGGAGGCCGGGAGGGAGCAGGGUCUCCCUCAGGCUGCAGGGGCAGGUCCAGGGCAGCCCCAGGAUGGGCUUCCCUCUGGGAGAGGCUGGGGGGUUGGUUGUAUCCAUGUACCCCAGGAUGGGGCAGCCCUUUCU